ACGGCCGAGAAAGGCUAAAGGAUACGCACAACUAUGGACUGGAAAUCACUCCAUGCCAUCUUAGGAGGUGUUAAUAAACACUCUACCAGCAUUGGAAAGAUCUGGCUUACUUUCCUCUUCAUUUUCCGAAUCAUGAUUCUUGUGGUUGCUGCGGAAAAGGUGUGGGGAGAUGAGCAGCAAGAUUUUACUUGUAACACACUACAGCCAGGAUGCAAAAAUGUCUGCUAUGAUGAACAUUUCCCAGUUUCUCAUAUUAGACUUUGGGCUCUCCAAAUUAUCUUUGUCUCCACUCCUGCACUUCUGGUGGCAAUGCAUGUCGCUUACAGAAAGCACGAAAAGAAAAGGGAAUGCAAACCUGGUGAUAAAGAUGACAUCGAAAAUCUGAAAAAGCAGAAAUUUCACAUUGAGGGUGCACUAUGGUGGACGUACACCAGCAGUAUCUUCUUCCGAAUAAUUUUUGAAGCUACCUUCAUGUAUAUAUUUUAUUUUAUGUACAGAGGAUACAAAAUGCCUCGUUUGGUGAAAUGCAGUGAUUUUCCUUGUCCAAAUACUGUAGACUGUUUUAUUUCCCGACCCACUGAGAAAACUGUAUUUACCAUUUUCAUGCUGGCCGUAUCAGGCAUCUGUAUGCUCUUAAAUUUACUUGAGUUAUUGUAUUUGAUGCUAAAGUCUUGCAUGAAAAAACCUCAGACUGUGAAAUCACUGCCUAGUCAUUAAGUAGAUGUUCAUAUGACCAUAUAUCUAAUCUGAUAUCGGUCAUGGAAAUUGAGCAACCAUAUUUCUAGGCUCCAUUAAAGUAAUACAAGGCACUUAUUUAAUAGCUGUUGUAUUCUGUUCAACACCUGCUGCAGAUUUGCAGUAUGGCAGGGCCUACUGCAGUGCCGUCUGAAACUGUUGUAAAUUAACUCUUCUUCUGAAAAGCUCAUCUAUUUUUACAUGAAAAUAAUAAAAUGUUUUUGAAGUGUCUGGCUAUUGUUUAUCUACAUAAUCGAAGCUACACAACACAGAAGUAUUAUAAUUAAUGCAGACCUUUGACAUCUAAGACAUGUAUGAUAUGUAGUUUUUCAUGAUUUGGUGACUCAUUGUUACACUGGCCUUUUGUUUAAUUUAUUUUAUUUUAUUUGCUCUUUCAUAGUAAA
Molecule: messenger RNA, 1139 nt
Organism: Pogona vitticeps (central bearded dragon)
Lineage: Eukaryota; Metazoa; Chordata; Lepidosauria; Squamata; Agamidae
Product: gap junction beta-2 protein
Biological process (GO): cell-cell signaling; gap junction-mediated intercellular transport
Cellular component (GO): connexin complex
Molecular function (GO): gap junction channel activity
Source: RefSeq, a predicted model, not a curated record